Molecule: messenger RNA, 773 nt
Organism: Didymodactylos carnosus
Lineage: Eukaryota; Metazoa; Rotifera; Eurotatoria; Philodinida; Philodinidae
Source: the annotation of a GenBank genome assembly
AUUUUUUAGUCAUCUCCAGUUUUUUAAAGUUUUUUCGGCCAAAGAGAGGUCGAAUCGAAAUAAAAAGUAUAUAUUCGUGAUCAGCUUUUGAAGGGCUUUCAAACCAUAUAUAAACGAACGAGAAAAAAAAUUCACUCCAGUUUUGCAUUACCGGCACCUUACUCUUAAAUCUUUCUCUUCUCUUCUGGUUUCUUCGCGUUUGUAAGAAAAAGAGAAUAUUAAUUUUAUGUUUUAAGAGAAAAGAUUGUAUUGUGUAUAUAUUUAAUUGUAGGUCGGUUUUUAGUAUAUUAGAAAAAUUUGAUGAAGCAACACGAAAACAAUGGUUCCAAUUUUUAAAAGGAGAAUUAACAAAAUUAAAUUUGUUUGACAAGCCGGCUCAGAUUUUUAAUUGUGACGAAACAGGUUUUGCUGACAAAACAAAAGGAGAAUGGGUUAUCGUUAAUUCAAGUGUUCGACAUCAGUUUGAGUUGAAUGGGGGGACUGGCAAAAAUUAUACAACAGCGUUGAUUGCUGUUAGUGCCGCUGGUCAGCUCCUACCACCUUUUAUUAUUUAUGCCGGAAAACAUAUAAUGAGCAGCUGGUGCACUGGUGGUCCAGAUGGCACCCAUUAUGCUGUUACACCAAAAGGAUGGAUUGAUGCUGAACGAUAUGAAUACUGGUUCGAACAAGUUUUUAUCGCUUCGACAGCACACAUCAAUCGGCCGUUAUUGUUGAUAGUCGACGGACAUACAGUUCAUAUAAGUUUAAAAUUAAUCGAGCUCAUGAGUAAAUAG